Molecule: messenger RNA, 399 nt
Organism: Didymodactylos carnosus
Lineage: Eukaryota; Metazoa; Rotifera; Eurotatoria; Philodinida; Philodinidae
Source: the annotation of a GenBank genome assembly
AUGAAUCAAGAUGGAACAGCAAAAUUAUUUUAUAAUAACGACAAUGAAGCUAUUAAUCAUAUGUUAAAAAAUGGCUCAAAUUGGGAACGAAGACCAUUAUCCGAUGUAUUGGAUCUAAUUGAUAGAUCAUUAACAGCACAAAAGAACGAAACAAUCAGAAGUUUGUAUGGAGGUGGUGAAUUACAGUUAAUUAGUCCUUUUGUUCCAAUCUGGUCAAGUAAAUCUCAAUCAGAACGAGCACAAAUAAUACGCGAUUAUUAUGCUUACCAGCUACCUAUACGGCAACCAACGACUGAUUUUAAUAUUCCAGCUACUGCAGAACGAAAACCUGGGAAGAAAAGUAUUCGUGAAACAACAUCAACCAUAAGAUCAUCAAGAAAUAGAAAAAAAGGGCUUUAA